Molecule: messenger RNA, 2026 nt
Organism: Merops nubicus (carmine bee-eater)
Lineage: Eukaryota; Metazoa; Chordata; Aves; Coraciiformes; Meropidae
Gene: RBM15B
Product: RNA binding motif protein 15B
Exons: 1
Coding region: 94-1761 (555 amino acids)
Biological process (GO): regulation of alternative mRNA splicing, via spliceosome
Cellular component (GO): nucleus
Molecular function (GO): mRNA binding
Source: RefSeq, a predicted model, not a curated record
UCCCGGGAGCGGGAGAGGGCCCUGGAUUACUACGGGCUGUACGACGAGCGCGGCCGCCCUUACAGCUACCCCAUCGUGGCCGAGGAAGACCUGAUGCCGGAGGACGACCAGAGAGCCACCCGCAACCUCUUCAUCGGCAACCUGGACCACAACGUCUCGGAAGUGGAGCUGAGGCGUGCCUUCGAGAAGUACGGCAUCAUCGAAGAAGUGGUGAUCAAGCGCCCUGCCCGUGGCCAGGGAGGGGCAUACGCUUUCCUCAAGUUCCAAAACUUGGACAUGGCGCAUCGGGCCAAGGUCGCCAUGUCGGGCCGCGUCGUCGGCAGGAACCCUAUCAAAAUUGGCUAUGGGAAGGCCAACCCGACCACCAGGCUGUGGGUGGGAGGUCUCGGGCCGAGCACUUCCCUGGCCGCCCUGGCGAGGGAGUUCGACCGCUUCGGCAGCAUCAGGACUAUUGACUAUGUGAAAGGAGACAGCUUCGCGUACAUCCAGUACGAGAGCUUGGACGCUGCCCAGGCCGCCUGCGCGCAGAUGAGAGGCUUCCCUCUGGGCGGACCGGAGAGGAGGCUCCGAGUAGAUUUUGCCAAAGCAGAAGAGACGAGAUACCCGCAGCAGUACCCGCCGGCACCGCUCCCCGUGCACUACGAACUGCUCGCCGACGGGUACGGCAGACACAGAAGCCUAGAGCAAGACUUGAGGGUGCGAGACAGGACUCCUCCGCACCUCCUGUACUCGGACAGGGACAGGACCUUUGUCGAGGCAGACUGGGCCAGCCCCGCCAAAAACACUGAACGCAGAAACAACUUGGAAAGCUACAGCCGAUCGGUGCGGAGCCGGAGCGGAGAGCGCUGGGGCAGCGACAGCGACCGCAGCGUGCCCAAGCCGUGGGAAGAGAGACGGAAGCGCCGGAGCCUUUCCAGCGACCGCGGGAGGACCGCGCACUCGCCUUACGAGGACAGGAGCAGGACGAAGGCCAGUGGGCCAGCUCUAGACCGCAGCCCCGACAGGGCUCGCAAGGAGAAUCACACUACAGAAUCCGGCGCCGAGAAAGAGCAGAGUAACUCCCUUCAGAACAAUCGUCACUCGACUGAGGAGAAAGCCCAUCGCGAGGCAUCCGACGCUCCCCAGCCUAAAAAAAGGGACAGCGAACGCAAUCAUCGAACUGGUGAAUCGGAAUCAAAAACUCACGAGGAGCAAAAAUCUGAGACCAAAAAGCUAAAGAAUUUAUCAGAAUAUGCCCAGACGCUGCAACUCGCUUGGAACGGGCUUCUUGUGCUUAAAAACAGCUGCUUCCCCACCUCUAUGCACAUCCUGGAGGGAGACCUGGGCGUCAUCAACGGACUCCUUAAAGACCAUUCAUCCGGCGGGAAGUUAACGCAGCUCAAAAUCGCCCAGAGACUUCGGCUCGACCAGCCCAAGCUGGAUGAAGUCACUCGCCGUAUCAAACAAGGCAGCCCCAACGGCUACGCCGUGCUCCUGGCCACCCAGUCCGCCCCGGCAGGGGCCGAGGGGACCUUCCCUGCUGUGGAGCCCGGCUUGCAGCGACGGCUUCUCAGGAACCUGGUCUCCUACUUGAAACAGAAGCAGGCUGCUGGGGUUAUCAGCCUGCCCGUGGGAGGGGCGAAGGGCAGAGACAGCACAGGCAUGCUUUACGCGUUCCCUCCUUGUGAAUUCUCUCAGCAGUACCUCCAGUCAGCACUAAGGACAUUGGGGAAGUUAGAAGAAGAGCAUAUGGUGAUAGUUAUAGUCAAAGACACUGCCUAGCCCACACUGUCUUUUCAGAUCCCAUGUUUUCUUUGUGUGUCACACAACCCGGUUGUUUUUAAGGCUGAUCAUUUUGGUAGAGGCUCAAAACACCUCUACCAAAGUGGUAAGAUUUUUUAGUUUCGACUUAAUUUUAAUACCAUUUAAAUAGAGCCCAUUUUAUUCGUUUUUAAUAUGUGACACUGUCCGCUGUUGUUCUGUAUUUUUAUUUUUUAACUGUAUGAAAAGUUGUCAGUAAAGCCUUGUUCACUGAUGGAUUUCUAAA